AUGAAGACGACUUGGAAGGAUAUUGCGCCGGUGCCCACCAACCAGGAAUUCCUGGACAUCGUCCUCAGCCGUACCCAGCGCCAGCUUCCCACGCAAAUCCGUGCUGGUUUCAAGAUCAGUCGUAUCAGAGGUUUCUACACCCGUAAGGUCAAGUAUACCCAGGAGACCUUCUGUGAGAAGUUCCAGGCCAUUCUUGAUGGAUUCCCUCGCCUGCAGGAUAUUCAUCCUUUCCACAAGGAUCUGAUGAACACCCUCUACGAUGCCGACCACUUCCGCAUUGCCCUCGGUCAAGUUUCGACUGCCAAGCACCUGAUCGAAACCGUUUCCCGCGAUUACGUUCGUCUUAUCAAGUAUGCGCAAUCGCUCUUCCAGUGCAAGCAGCUGAAGCGCGCUGCGCUCGGUCGCAUGGCCACUAUAUGCCGUCGCCUCAAGGAUCCUCUCGUGUACCUGGAGCAGGUCCGCCAGCACUUGGGUCGUCUGCCCGCAAUUGACCCGAACACUCGUACCCUGCUGAUCUGUGGUUACCCCAACGUCGGCAAGUCGAGUUUCCUGCGCAGCAUCACCCGCGCCGAUGUCGAUGUUCAGCCCUACGCUUUCACCACCAAGUCUCUGUUCGUCGGUCACUUCGACUACAAGUACCUGCGCUUCCAGGCUAUUGAUACCCCUGGUAUUCUCGACCACCCUCUUGAGGAGAUGAACACCAUUGAAAUGCAGUCCAUCACCGCUGUUGCUCACUUGCGCUCUGCCAUUCUGUACUUCAUGGAUCUUUCCGAGCAGUGCGGUUACUCCGUCGCCGAUCAGAUCAAGCUCUUCCACAGCAUCAAGCCUUUGUUCGCCAACAAGGUUGUGUACAUCGUUAUCAACAAGAUCGAUGUUCGCCGCCCUGAAGAUCUGGACCCGGAGGAGCAACAGGAACUGCAGGAAAUUCUCAAGUCGGGUGAUGUCGAGCUUCUGCAGGCUUCCUGCACCACCACCGAGGGUGUGACUGCUGUGAAGAAUGCUGCUUGCGACAAGCUGCUCGCCGAGCGAGUGGCCCAGAAGCUCAAGUCUGGAACUAACACGUCUGCCGGUACCCCCGGUGGCCGUCUCGGAGAUGUGCUGGCCCGUAUCCACGUUGCCCAGCCAAUGGGUGGUGCGACCCGGGAGACGUUCAUCCCGGAGGCCGUCAAGAACCUCAAGAAGUACGACAAGAACGACCCCAACCGCCGGAAGUUGGAGCGCGAUCUGGAGGAGGAGCAAGGUGGUGCUGGUGUUUACAGCUUCGAUAUGCAGCGCGACUACACCUUGGCGAAUGACGAGUGGAAGCACGACAAGAUCCCCGAGGUGUGGAACGGAAAGAAUAUCUACGACUUUGUGGAUCCCGAUAUCGAGAAGAAGCUGGCUGCUCUGGAGGAGGAGGAAGAGAAGCUGGAGGCCGACGGAUACUACGAGUCGGACGAGAGCGUCGAAGACGCCGAAGAUGCCGAUACUCGCAUGAAGGCCGAUCUGAUCCGCGAGAAGCGUGUGCUCAUGCGCAACGAGGCCAAGAUGCGCAAGUCGCUCAAGAACCGCGCCGCCAUCCCUCGCAGUGCCAAGGCCAAGAAGCUCUCUCAGCUGGAGCGUGCCCUGGACUCCGCCGGUUACGACAUCGAUGCUGCUGGCGACCGUGCCCGUUCCCAGAGCCAGGUCCGUGGCCGGACUACGACUCGCAGUGAGGUUGGCGACGAUGACGCUAUGGACAUUGAUGAUCCCCACAAGGCUAUCGCCCGUGCUAAGAGCCGUGCUCGCAGCCAGGCCGCUACUGACCGUCGUAAUGACGGUGUUGUGGACGAGCCUUCUCGCACCAAGGCUGAGCGCCUGCACAAGCUAGGCCAGAAGCAGAUGAACCGCAUGGCUCGUGCUGGUGAGGCCGAUCGUCACACCACCGCCUCUCUGCCUAAGCACUUGUUCGCCGGAAAGCGCGGUAUCGGUAAGAACCAGCGCCGUUAA
Penicillium argentinense is the source of this 1968-nucleotide messenger RNA. RefSeq names its product putative GTPase NOG1. The record is from RefSeq and is a predicted model, not a curated record. Gene Ontology annotation, biological process: ribosomal large subunit biogenesis. Lineage: Eukaryota; Fungi; Ascomycota; Eurotiomycetes; Eurotiales; Aspergillaceae. Gene Ontology annotation, cellular component: nucleolus. The coding region runs from base 1 to 1968 and encodes 655 amino acids. The transcript has 5 exons. Gene Ontology annotation, molecular function: GTPase activity; GTP binding; RNA binding.